ACUGACGCCGUGGCGGCAGCAUGGUACGUUUUUACCAGAGGACGCCCAUCAUGAAGCUGCUGGCCCCCCUCGCGUGUCUCUGCCUGGCCCUCGCCCUGGCCUGGGCUGAGGAUCUGCAUGCAUCAGCUGUCCUUGACCGUUGUAAAGGGCUGGAGAUGGACGCUGUUGCUGUGAAUGAGGAGGGAAUCCCGUACUUUUUCAAGGGUGACCAUGUGUUCAAGGGCUUCCACGGCAAGGCGGAGCUUGCCAACGAGUCCUUCGUUGAGCUGGACGAGCAUCACCACCUGGGCCAUGUGGAGGCUGCUUUCCGCAUGCACUACGAGGACGAGCCCACCCACCAUGACCACAUGUUCUUCUUCCUGGACAACAAAGUUUUCAGCUAUUACCAACACAAACUGGAGGAUGGCUACCCCAAGGACAUCUCCGAAGUGUUCCCUGGAAUCCCAGACCACCUGGAUGCUGCGGUGGAGUGUCCCAAGCCGGAGUGUGAGGAAGACUCUGUCAUCUUCUUCAAGGGAGACGAUAUUUACCACUACAAUGUGAGGACCAAGGCUGUGGAUGAGAAAGAGUUCAAGACCAUGCCCAACUGCACGUCUGCUUUCCGCUUCAUGGACCACUACUACUGCUUCCAUGGACACCACUUCUCCAAGUUUGACCCAAAGACCGGUGAGGUGCAUGGCAGAUACCCCAAAGAGGCCCGGGACUACUUCAUGAGGUGCUCCACGUUCAGCGAGAACAGUGACCACGUGGAGCGGGAGCGCUGCAGCCGCGUUCACCUGGACGCCAUCACGGCCGACGACGCUGGAGACCUGUACGCCUUCAGAGGCCACCAUUACAUCCAUAAAGACGAAGGCAACGACACGCUGCUGGCCGACACCAUCGAGAACGACUUCAAGGAGCUGCACAGCGAGGUGGACGCCGUCUUCUCUCACGACGGUCAUCUCUACAUGAUCAAGGAUGAGCAUUUAUUCCUCUACACUGUUGGGGAGCCACACGUGCACUUGGACGGAUACCCCAAGCCUCUGAAAGAGGUGCUGGGGAUCGAAGGACCCGUGGACGCUGCGUUCGCCUGUGGUGGCAGCGACAUCGCUCACAUCAUCAAAGAUCAGCACAUCUACGACGUGGAUAUGAAAGCCACUCCUCGCGUCGCGGGGAAUCAGCGCCCCAUCAGCCUCUUCAAGAAGGUGGACGCCGCCAUGUGCGGCCCCGGCGGCCUGAAGGUGAUCGUGGGGAACCACUACUACCACUUUGAGAGCGUCAUGCUGUUCAUAGCCAGCAAGGCCCUGCCCGAGCAGCACAGAGUCUCUCUGGAGCUGUUCGGCUGCGACCACUAAAAGGCCUCCUUCAUGGGACUGAAUGAAUGCUGCAUGACUUCACAAACAACACACAGAACAAAGAAAACAGCAGCACCGACCACAUCUGGCGAGAGGCUCCACACCAAGUCGCCAGGGUUUCCACUACACGCUCUGACAGACAAUGUAGUGUCAAUAAACUUGGUUCCUUUCUGCCUCUUACCUCAAAAUAAACCGAUAUAUACUCUAUUUCUGCUAGAAAUCAUCAUACCAGCUCUCUGUGUGCUAUUGGGAAGUUCAAAAGUACUGCAUGAUUUUCUGUGAUUCAUUUUGUACAGUGUUGUUGUGAAUAAAGAGGCGUGUCAACUAACAUCAGACUGGACCUGGGAAUGUGGAAAACUCAAAUGUGAUAUUUCAGUUUUUCUUCUUUAAUAAAUUUGAAAAAAAUAAA
Molecule: messenger RNA, 1743 nt
Organism: Cololabis saira (Pacific saury)
Lineage: Eukaryota; Metazoa; Chordata; Actinopteri; Beloniformes; Belonidae
Gene: hpxa
Product: hemopexin a
Exons: 10
Coding region: 21-1334 (437 amino acids)
Biological process (GO): heme transport; intracellular iron ion homeostasis
Molecular function (GO): heme transmembrane transporter activity
Source: RefSeq, a predicted model, not a curated record